This is a messenger RNA of Polypterus senegalus (gray bichir), 2135 nucleotides long. It is a transcript of the gene creb5b, whose product is annotated as cAMP responsive element binding protein 5b. The record is from RefSeq and is a predicted model, not a curated record. The coding region runs from base 106 to 1605 and encodes 499 amino acids. Lineage: Eukaryota; Metazoa; Chordata; Cladistia; Polypteriformes; Polypteridae. Gene Ontology annotation, biological process: regulation of transcription by RNA polymerase II. The transcript has 11 exons. Gene Ontology annotation, molecular function: DNA-binding transcription factor activity, RNA polymerase II-specific; cAMP response element binding.
CUUCUCUAAAUAGAACGUAUUGUAAUCUUCUCUCAGUCCAACGUGGUUCCUUCUCUUAGAGUGCUGCUUCUUCUCUGCACUUGUUUGCUUUAUGAAGUGUCAGUGAUGAAUUUGGAGCAAGAAAGGCCAUUUGUCUGCAGCGCCCCAGGCUGCUCCCAGCGUUUUUUCACAGAAGAUCACCUGAUGAUUCACAGGCACAAACAUGAAAUGACUUUGAAGUUUUCCUCGAUAAAAAAUGAUAAUAUAUUAUCAGACCAAACACCCACGCCAACACGUUUUCUGAAGAACUGUGAAGAAGUAGGACUUUUCAAUGAUCUGGACUGCUCAAUAGAACAAGAAUUUAGGAAGGCUCAGGAGGAAGAAGACAAUAAAAUGAAUAUUUCAUUGCACACUUCUGUUGGACCAUCAUCACAUCAGCCACCCCACUCAAGAUUAUCAACCCAAGAUGGCAUAGUGAUUCAACAAGCCAUGCCAUCACCCCAGUCCAGCUCAGUAAUCACUCAAGCACCUUCCACCAACCGACAGAUUGGGCCAGUUCCUGGCUCUCUGUCUUCCUUACUUCAUCUUCGGAACAGACAAAGACAACCAUUGCCUGCCUCAAUGCCAGGAACGUUGCCUGACCCCACCAUGCCAGGGUCCUCUGCAGUACUAAUGCCAAUAGAAAGGCAAAUGGCAAUGGGUUCUAACAUGAUGGGCUUACAGGGUCCAAACCUCAAUAACUCCUGUGCUUCUCCCCAAGUCCCUUCUAUGCAUUCUGAAGCAAAACUGAGACUAAAAGCAGCACUGACACAUCAUUCUGCUGGCAUGUCCAAUGGGAACAUGAACUCAAUGGGGCACAUGAUGGAGAUGAUGUCAACUCGGCCAGAACAGACUCACCAUCAGAUGCAUUCUCAUCCACACCAGCACCAGUCCUUGCCACCUCAACAUCACGCUUACCAACACCCACACCCCCAACACCAUCACCAUGCACAUCCACAGGCCCCACAUCACCACCAACAGAGUCACCCACACCAUCACUCACAUAAUCCUCAUCUGCACGGGCAUCCUGGGCAUCACCAGACCUCUCCACAUCAAGCUAUUCACUCGGGCCCCCAGUCACAGGUGUCACCUGCUGCCCAGCAAAUGCAACCAACACAGACUUUACAGCCACCACAACCCACUGGAGGUCGUCGGAGGAGGGUGGUAGACGAGGACCCAGACGAAAGACGACGGAAAUUUCUUGAAAGGAAUCGAGCCGCCGCCACUCGCUGCAGACAGAAGAGGAAAGUGUGGGUGAUGUCACUGGAAAAAAAAGCAGAAGAACUUACUCAGACAAACAUGCAGCUUCAGAAUGAGGUCACAAUGUUGAAAAAUGAAGUAACACAACUAAAGCAGCUUCUGCUAACUCACAAGGACUGUCCCAUCACUGCCAUGCAGAAGGAGUCCCAAGGUUACUUGAGUCCAGAGAGUAGCCCACCAGCCAGCCCUGCUCCAAUCUGCUCGCAACAGCAAGUCAUUCAGCACAACACCAUCACAACCUCCACGUCGGCCGUCAGCGAAGUCGUAGGCAACUCUGCACUAAGUCACUUAGCCAACCACAGAACAGACAUGAAUCCUAUUCUUUAAAAAACUAACAGCAGCUCACUGACUGCUGAAAACAGUUCUAUUGCCUCAUUUGAGACUCUUUUUAAGAAGAAGAAAAUGCCUGGAAUCAAAUUCCGAAAUGACUUAAAUGUUAAUAUUAGAGGCAAACUGAAUUUUUUAAAUUGUUGUUUGUAUUUAGUUGUAAGGGAAAUAUGCAAUUAAUUUUUUUCUUUUUUUUGUGAAAUGCUUUGCAACUUUACUUCAAAUUCCAGAUACUGUUCAGAGCAAAUGACGCUGAAGAACACCCUGGACCUACAAGUGGAAAUUUUGUCAAACCACCAAUUCAGUUGAAGGCCUCACAAUGUGACUACUUAUUGUAUCCUGAGCUUCCAAAUCAGUGUUUUUGUAUUUCUGAAGAUAUUACUCGCCAAUUACUUGGAUUCCUUUUCUCCUUUUUAUUAAUAGCAUUACCAGUAUUUUAUUCUGUUCACUGAAUAACAAAAGGUGCAGUACAAUGUGUGUGCAUAUGAAAAUGUAUACUUUCAAAAAGUAAAACGCAGUAAUCCAAAAAA